AUGGCGACUGUCAUUCACAACCCCCUGAAAGCGCUUGGGGACCAGUUCUACAAGGAAGCGAUUGAACACUGCCGCAGCUACAACUCGAGGCUGUGUGCGGAGCGCAGUGUGCGUCUCCCCUUCCUUGACUCCCAGACUGGUGUGGCCCAGAACAACUGCUAUAUCUGGAUGGAAAAGAGGCAUCGGGGACCAGGCCUAGCUCCAGGGCAGCUGUACACAUACCCUGCCCGCUGCUGGCGCAAGAAGAGGCGACUGCACCCUCCUGAAGAUCCAAAGCUGAGGCUGCUGGAGAUAAAGCCCGAAGUGGACCUGCCCCUGAAGAAAGAUGGGUUCACAUCAGAAAGCACCACACUGGAAGCCUUGUUACGAGGUGAAGGGAUUGAGAAGAAGGUGGAUGCCAAAGAAGAAGAGAGCAUCCAGGAAAUACAGAGGGUUCUGGAAAAUGAUGAAAAUGUAGAAGAAGUGAAUGAAGAGGAGGAUCUAGAAGAAGAUACUCCCAAACGAAAGAAUAGGACCAGAGGACGGGCCCGUGGUUCUGCAGGUGGCAGGAGGAGGAAUGAUGCUGCCUCUCAGGAAGACCAAGAUAAACCGUACGUCUGUGAUAUCUGUGGCAAGCGUUACAAGAACCGGCCAGGGCUCAGCUAUCAUUAUGCUCACACACACCUAGCCAGUGAAGAAGGGGAUGAAGCCCGGGAGCAAGAGACGCGGUCCCCCCCUGUCCACAGAAAUGAAAACCACAGACCCCAGAAAGGACCAGAUGGGACUGUCAUUCCCAAUAAUUACUGUGACUUCUGCUUGGGAGGUUCAAGCAUGAACAAAAAAAGUGGCCGGCCAGAGGAACUAGUGUCCUGUGCAGACUGUGGACGCUCUGGUCACCCCACCUGCCUGCAGUUCACCCUGAACAUGACUGAGGCUGUCAAAACCUACAAGUGGCAAUGCAUCGAGUGCAAAUCCUGCAUCCUCUGUGGAACCUCUGAGAACGAUGACCAGCUGCUCUUCUGUGAUGACUGUGACCGCGGCUAUCACAUGUAUUGUUUAAAUCCCCCGGUGGCUGAGCCCCCUGAAGGGAGCUGGAGUUGCCACCUGUGCUGGGAAUUGCUCAAAGAGAAAGCAUCAGCCUUUGGCUGUCAGGCCUAGGGGGCUGCCCCCCCCUCCCCUGCCACGGGAUGCAGGAUGUCACUUGCUCCUGUCGAGCACACAAUUUCCAAACUCCGACCAAGCACCUACAUCCCCACACCUAGACAGACCAACACAAAAGAAAACAGUCACAGAGGGACACACAUGGACACUUGAAAACAAGAGGAGGAGGCAUUUAUUUACCUCCCUUGGGUAGGUUCCACG
Trichosurus vulpecula (common brushtail) is the source of this 1341-nucleotide messenger RNA. It is a transcript of the gene DPF3, whose product is annotated as double PHD fingers 3. The record is from RefSeq and is a predicted model, not a curated record. NCBI's taxonomy places the organism in Eukaryota, Metazoa, Chordata, Mammalia, Diprotodontia, Phalangeridae. Gene Ontology annotation, cellular component: nucleus.